Nanorana parkeri is the source of this 2072-nucleotide messenger RNA. It is a transcript of the gene EFCAB7, whose product is annotated as EF-hand calcium binding domain 7. The record is from RefSeq and is a predicted model, not a curated record. NCBI's taxonomy places the organism in Eukaryota, Metazoa, Chordata, Amphibia, Anura, Dicroglossidae. The transcript is spliced from 14 exons. The coding region runs from base 1 to 1947 and encodes 648 amino acids. Gene Ontology annotation, molecular function: calcium ion binding.
AUGGCGCCACUCUCUGCAGCAUUCAGGACACCGCUAGAGGAUGAGGAGCCACAGCGUCAUAGGACGGGGCUGAGGAAGAAGAGGAUGGAGAAUCUUCAUGGAAGUUCCUCGUCACUUACGAGAAGAUUGUACUCAUCCGAUGAGCGGAUAGAGAGCCAGAAAGCCCAAAAGGAGGAGGAUGAGAAUUUCUAUGCUGCUUGCCGAGCCGCCUACCUCACCGUCUUCAAGACCAGCCUGGAAAACAUCACAGACAAAGAUCAGCUGCGUAUAGUUCUCCAACAGGCCGGAGGUAAUCCAUCAAAGAAGACUCUCAACAAGUACUGGACUGCAAAGACCAAAGAAUUAAACUUCGAUGAUUUCUGUGCCAUCGCAAAAAGAGAGAAGCCCGCCGCAAAGGCCGAUCUUAUUAAAGCUUUCCGAAAACUGGAUCCCGGGAACAAAGGAUAUGUUCUACACGACGACCUUCAUAAAGUCCUGACCACAAAAGGGGAGAAGAUGUCGCCGGAAGAGUUGAACGCGGUCCUUCGUUUAGCUGAUGUGAACAGCGGCGGCAAGCUUGACUACAAUAAGUUCUGCAACGUGUUCUUCAAUACCUGCGAUCAAUGUGCCAAGAUGGCUGCUGAGAGAAUGAACGCAAACAGCCGGGCCAGACGUCAGCAAUUUGGCAGCCAGCUUGAGACCUCUCCGGAACGCUCAGCCUCUCCUCGGACACCCCGUGAUGGAGACACAACACCAAGGAAAGUUGAAAGCAAGUCUUCACGACCCUCAUCCGCUCGGAACUACAAAGCCACAAUGUGUACUAUCCUCAACAUGGGACCACCAAGUGCCAGGAUCUCGAAAUUAGUGGAACCGAAUAACCUACAGGAAUGGCAGAAUUCUCAGGUGAAGGGAUGCUUUUUCCUUGAAGACGCAGGCAUCGUCAGCCAUCACUAUAAGCUGCAACUUCCUCUGAAAACAACAGUUUAUUUGACAAUCAAACCCUUAAACCUCAGCAGGGUUGAAGGAAAAUCAUCCCCAUGGAUGUCGGUGGACACGGCUCUCUAUAUACUAAAAGAAAUCGAUGGAAAAGGAGAUCCUCAACUCAUCUCUUUCACGGAAGUGCGGAAUAAAGAGGCGUUUGUCUGGAAAGGUGAACUCGGCGUCGGCUCUUAUACACUUCUACCGUUCACAACAGGCUGCAGAUUGACUAAAAAGAAGAAACAAAUUGGGAAAGAAGCCCAACUAGUUUACAGAAAUGACAAAGAAGAUUUAGUUCUCACUCCGGAGUUUAGAUCUGCUCUCUCCGACAUGUUUGACAUCAUUGAUUUAGAUGGCAAUGGCUCUCUCAGCCUGGAGGAAUAUAAUUUCUUCGAGAUGCGCACCAGCGGCGAGAAAUGCGAUGACGACGCCUGGGAGGUUUGCAAAGAGAAUUUUGAGACAAAGAAAAAUGAGCUGACGAGGAAAGGUUUUCUGGAUCUGAACCUCAUGGAGGCAAAUGACCGAGAAGGGGACCCGAGUGACCUCUGGGUGACGCUGCAGUCCAUGGGUUACAACAAGGCCCUGGAGCUGACAGAGGCAUGUCCUUUCAUUAUCAAUAUUUAUGCAGAAAAGUGUAAGCCCAGACUGAGCGCCGUGAGCCUGGCGUCCAGCAAUCGGCAGUUGCAGAAGGUGCUGUGUAAGUCUGUGAUUCUCAAAGGAGAAGCAAAGCCUAUGGAAGGUUAUGAAAGCGUUGUCAUCUACACAUACAAGAAUGACACCAGGAUUACUUCCGUUAUUGAGAAUAAGGUGGAUAAGAAGAUCAUGAUGCAGGUGAACAAUGACCAGAGCAAGAACUGUGUCAGCAGCCGAGGACUCAGCGUGUUUGCUGUGGAAGUGCCAGCAAAAUCAUCCGUGGUAUCUCAGCAUGUCAUGGCAAUGAGCGAGAGACAGGAGUGGUUGUAUAACUGCAUACAGAGUGUUCUGUCCUGAGCUCUAGAGCCAAGCGAGCAGCCAUUUUCUAACCAGUGGACAUUCCGAACACUUUAUCAUUUUGGGAUCACUGACCUGAUAACCAAAGAUUUGAUCAAUUAUAAGUGCCACAUUUUUUCUCAAGA